Messenger RNA from Fusarium vanettenii 77-13-4, 525 nucleotides. RefSeq lists its product as uncharacterized. Bases 1 to 525 code for a protein of 174 amino acids. The record is from RefSeq and is a predicted model, not a curated record. NCBI's taxonomy places the organism in Eukaryota, Fungi, Ascomycota, Sordariomycetes, Hypocreales, Nectriaceae. The transcript has a single exon.
AUGGGGCCACAGUCGGAUCCCGAUGUCGAGAUGGAGCCGAUGAAGGGCGCGCAACCCGGCCGGCAUUCCAAGAGAAGAAGGGCGCCGUCUCCAAGUUUGCAUGACGUUGUUACCUCCCCGGUUAUCGACGUGAAUGCGCCUCUGUCUUUGCCGUCAGACAGUGACAGAUGUGCCCAACAACCGUGCAACCCUACUCCUGUGUUCCAGUUCCAGCAGCUACCCCAUGCUCCUCCUCCUCUUAACUCCAUCCGACUUGCCAUUCAGCUUCAGCCCGAUAACACCCCAUUGCCAGUAGAGCUCCUUGUCACGUAUGAUGAGGAUUCUGCCCGCCUGCCCCACAUACAACUGUACUCAGAUGAGGCAACUCCCCAUGCAAACUCUCUGAAGCGUACCCACAACAGUGACAACGCCAUUAUAGAACGGCUGAGUAAAAGGCAGUGUCACGGGUCACUCUAUUCGAGCACUCACAAAAACAUGUCCUUGGGCCAACGGGUGCAUCAUGUUGGCUACCAGACCUUGAUUUAG